ACAAACUUUCAAGUAUAGUUAUUGUUUACAAUUAUUUUUAAAUAGUUUCUCUUAAAUUUUAUCUUUCUAACAUUACACGUAUUCAAAUAUUUUGUAACAUAUGUGAGAAAAAAAUCUUAAAAAAAUCUUCUUUAUUCGAGUAAGCCUACUCAUGAACAAUUCGUCAAUAAUAUGUUUUAAAAGUAUUCAAUUUUCGCUUUUCUAAACUUUUUUCUUCCUAACAUUUUGUCUACACGUAUUCAAAUGAUUCCUAACAUAUGUGAGAAAACAAUUUAUUUUUCAAGUAAGCCUACUUAUGAACAUUUAGACAAUACUGUUUUAAAAGAUUAAUUAUUAUGUUAGUUUCUAUAGUUAGGUAGCACAAAUAUUCAUAGGGACAAUUUGGUUAAAUGUAUAUUUAUAAGUGUAAAUUUAUUAUUUAUAGGUUCUAUAUCAAAUAUUGCUACUCUCUUCGUUUCACUUUGUUUGUCGCUUUAGGUUUAUGCACACAAAUUAAGAAAACAUUUAAUUUUGCAUAUUUCCAAAAUAAAAACAUCAUUACAUAUACACUUAACCAUGUUUCAACCAGUAGAAAAAUAAAAUGGAAAAUAUUAUUUUUAAAUUUUGCAUUGUAAACAUAAAACGACACUUAAAAUGAAACAAAAUUUUUAACUCUAAAAUGACAAAUAAUAUGAAAAGGAGGGAGUAUAUUAUUUCAUAGAAGUUAUCAUACAUUAUUUUUUUUUAAUUAAAAACUGAUGGGGUUUUGACUAUAUACAUAUGAUUCUUGUUUUUAUAAGAUUCAUGUUCUUUAUGAUUCAUAAAUGAUACAUGACAGUUUUUUGCGACUGGGAUAUAUAAACUAUUCAUAAUUAUGUUCUUCUAUAAAACUUUCUUACGUGACAUUUAUUUUGAUUAAUAUUUUUGGAUUUUUAUGGGAUACAUGACAUUUAUUUUGGGAAUCAUCAAUAUAAACGGUUUUAUAUUGUAAAAUCAAAAUGUCUAAAUUUAUGGAAUAUCUUGCAUGAUUGUAAAAUAUAUCCAAAAUGGAAUUACAUAUUAAUUUUUUUUUUACAAUCCCUUAACUUUUGCAACAAGAAUUUUAGAUUUCUAAAUUAUCUUAAAUGGUGACAGACAUUAAAUUUGGAAAUUUAUAUUAUUCUUUUUCGAUUAAGCUUAAAGUCAAAUAUCAUUUUAUAGAUUUCCUUUAUUUUCUCCCUUUGCAUAUAAUAUUUUCUAUAAUUCUCUGAAAACCUACGAUUUUAAUGUUAUACGAAAUUAAUAGGAUUGUCUGAUAUUUAUAUUCACAAGUGAUAGGGUUUUGACUAUAUAUUCGAUUCAUAUUGUUAUAAUAUCUUCUUUACGAUUCAUGAACGAUAGAUGACAUUUUUUAGGGACUGAAAUAUAUAAAUGAUUUAUAAUUAUGUUCUUCUAUAAUUAUUUGGUUUGUGACAUGUAUUUUGGUUGAUACUUAGAGACGAUUAUAUAUGUGAAUAAAAUUUAUUUUCGGAGUGGACAAUAUAAACUGUGUUAUAUUGUAAAAUCAAAAUGUCAUAUAUAAAAAAUUUAUAAGCAAUUCCACAAAAUACAUUCAAAUGGUGACAGACAUUAAAUUUGCAAAUUUUUUAAUUCUUUCCGAUUUAUUUUAAGAAAAAUAUCAUUUUUAAUGUAGAAUUCUUUAAUGUUCGCCCUAUGCAUAUAAUACUUUCUAUUUUUGAAAGUAUUUUAAAUGACUAGCAUUUAAUAUGACUAUCCCCUUUAUCUCGUACCCCCUCGAGACUUUUUAGUAAAAAUAUUUUUUAAAAUAAAAGAUAUAUUAAAAGACGUCAAUAUGUAUUUUGAGUCAUAAUCGAUAUUAAGGUUCAACAAUGGGCCUCUUUUACAAAUUCGAGUCUUAAUCAGCCCACUAAAUUUGUAAAUUCAUAUUAUUUACUUCUUUUUUUUUCAACCUAAUAUUAUUUACUUCAAUUUAUUUUUAUUCUUUUACAAUUUUACAUACUCCAGAACCGGUAUAAUUUUAAUAAAAUAUAACGUUACAAUUUUGUUAAUAGGACAAUUACUAUUUUUCUACCAUAAUAAGAAUAUCGUUAUCCGGAUACUCGAGUUCACUAAAAACUCCAGUUAACUUCCAAUCUCAAAUUGUUUUUCUUAGCAUCAAUCUGUAUAUCAAACAUGUAUUUCUGCUAAUAUAUACCAUGUAUAAUAUGUCAUUUUUUUACCUUUUCAAUAUCUAUAGAGUCAAAAUUUAUAAAUUUCUUAAGUUCAUUCACCCCGCGCAUGGUGCGGGUCAUCACCUAGUUAUAUGUAUAUAGGAUAUGUUGUAUAUGUUCUACACAUUAAACAAAGCAAGUUAACCAAUAUCUCCUUUCAAGAACCACCAUUGGUUCCAUAUGGAAGAAUUAACCAGGGUUUUUCUUUGGAUUAUUUGGUAUAUUUGGAAAAGCCGGAAUGAAAAAUUGUUUAAUGGACGUGAUUUUUCACGUAUGGUUACGCUCGAUCUGGCGACACGAGAAUGCAAUGCAUGGUUCUUGGCCAAUGAGGAGAUCAAACCAUGAGAAAGCACUAUAGAAUAUAUACCAAGUAUCCCUCCUAAAGUACCUAUAUUCAUAUAUUAGUGGAUGGAUUAUGGAAGAAUGAGGAUACCACAAGUGGUAUAGGUUGGAUCUUACAGCUUCAAGACGGAUCAAUAGAUCUUCUCAGGCUUCAAGGAUGCCAUAAGCAAAUCUCGCUGUUACACACUGAACUAAAAAAGUUGGUUUGGGCUUUAAAAUGCUUACUUCAACAUCAGCGGUAUUGCAACUAUUUUGUUACUGACUCCCAGGAGUUAGUCAAAAUGAUAGCUACACCUGAAGACUGGCAAGUUUUUACAACUGAGCUUAAUGAGUUUAAAACUCUAUAGGCGUCCUACCAAGAUGGACAAGUGGUCUAUAAAGACAGUUCCAGAAACACCCAAGCAGAUUUAAGACAUGCUCGAACAAGAAGAAAGCGUGUUUUCUCAUAUGUUAACAUGACGCUGCCACUAUGGAUUGACACUAGCAAUUAGGCUUUUUCCGAUUCGUACUAAUAAUUAUCUUUGUAUUUUUAUCGUGAUAAAAAAAGAAGUUAAACAAUAUCUAAACUAUAUUGAAAAAUGCAUUUAACCACACGGAUGUAGAGAUGGCAAUUGUAGACGUGGACCGCGGGCCUAUUCCAAAAAUUUCCAUUGCGGGUCGGGUUUGGGCCAUAAUAUAUAAAGCCCAUAAAAUAGUGGGCUUACUUGAUGAAAAUUUUGAUCAACAUUUUGAUUAAACCUUUGAGAAUUUUUCCAUUCAUUACCUUUGAGAAUUUUUCCAUUCAAGCUCGGAUUUUUUUUUCGAACUAUUCUCGAUUAUUGUACUAAUCUUUGUUUUUAUGUUUUUUUUAAUAUAUGUUUUAAAAGUUAUCUUUUAAUAUGUUUUAUUUAAUAAAUUAAAAUUUCAUUAAAUAUUUUUUUUAAGAAUUCCUAAUUAAAAAACUCCCACUGAACCGCUCAAAAUGAGAGUUUUUUAGUACUUAACUUCGCUUAAGUACAUUUAAAGUAUAAAAUAAUCAUUAAAAAACUUACUUAAGGAUAAACAUGCUCUAGGGUGACAGCUAGUCAGCGACUAAUUAUUUUGAGAUGUAAUAAAUGGAAAAGAAUGAAUCAACUCCUAUUUAAUGAUUAUAUGAUCACACAAGCGUUUCAAGAUAUGUUCUCUACCUGUUUCCGUUCAAAGUCAAAAUAUUUUGAUCUAAAAAAGGAAGUAACGGAAAAAAAAAAACAUUACAGUUUCUGUACCUUUCUUCUAUCGCCCAUCUCUCUCAAACACAAAAAAAACGUCUCAUAUUUCUCUCUCGCUUUCCUCUCUGCCUCUCCUUUUCUCUCUUCGCCGUGAAUGGCAACUCAUGGGGCGGCUCAGCCUUCGACAAAGAAACGAAGCUUUCUCCUCCGUGAUUUCUUUAAACUUUUCCGAGCAAUCUCAAGAGUUUUGCCUCGUGAAAAGUCUAACCAUAUCCAUAAGGCCAGUAAACACGAACGAAAGCUCCGCACCAAAUCCAAAGAUCACGAAGAACAGAUUUUCAACGUCUCUGAUGAUCCAAACGCGUUCCGUUUCCAGGAAUCAAAGCCGGUGGCUAACAAGGUGGAAGGUGCAAAUUUUUGCAAGGUUCGUAGCUAUAGAUUCGACAACAGCGCGAGUUUCGUGGGGAGAAGGAAGCCGUCAUCUCUUUCAAGAAGUUGUAGCCAGAACACGGCCACGACGAAUCCGAAUCUCACGAUGCGGAGUUUGUCUUUUUUAGGGAGGAGCAACAGCAGCAGCAACAAGACGGAUUCAAAUGGAUUUAUGCCGACACUUAUGAGAUCGACGACCACGGUUCCAAGGAGCUUAGCAAACCCAAUCUUAUACUCGAGCUCGUCCGCAAAAGUGGCUAAACCUCAAGCAACGGAGAAGAAACUAAGCUGCACACUCGAGGAGCUAUGCAACGGAUGCACUAAGAAGAUUAAGAUCAAGAGAGAUGUGAUUACAACCUCAGGGCAACUGAGCGAGGAGGAAGAGACGGUGGAAAUAAAAGUGAAACCAGGAUGGAAAGGAGGAACCAAAGUAACAUUUGAAGGAAAAGGAAACGAAGCAAUGGGGAGUGUACCGGCUGAUUUGACAUUCGUGAUAGUCGAGAAAGAGCAUGGGGUGUUUAAAAGAGAAGGAGAUGACCUUGAAAUGGUGGUGGAAGUCUCUCUACUCGAAGCUCUAACGGGAUUCGAGUUCUGUGUUGCCUUACCUGAUGGUGACAACAUGAGUUUGAAGAUAAAAGAUGUUAUUCACCCUGGAUAUGUCACAGUGGUUCAAGGCAAAGGUAUGCCAAAUCCAAAGGAGGGAGGGAAGAAGAGAGGAGAUUUGAGAGUUUGGUUUCGGACUAAGUUCCCACAACAACUUACAGAUGAUCAAAGGGCAGAGAUUCAGAGCAUUCUUCAAGAAGACUCUUCUUGAUUGCGUUUGCUGAUACAAUCUUUCUUUCCCUUUUUUAUUUAGGGGAGGCUUUUACAACAUGGUUAGAUAAAAAAAAAAUCCAAAGAGACUCUUUACUUUUGUCAUCUAAGUUUGUAAACAACCAAGUUGAAAAGAAGAAACCACUUAUUUAUAGA
Molecule: messenger RNA, 5116 nt
Organism: Brassica rapa (field mustard)
Lineage: Eukaryota; Viridiplantae; Streptophyta; Magnoliopsida; Brassicales; Brassicaceae
Product: protein psi1
Cellular component (GO): cytosol
Molecular function (GO): protein-folding chaperone binding
Source: RefSeq, a predicted model, not a curated record